Polyodon spathula (Mississippi paddlefish) is the source of this 3151-nucleotide messenger RNA. It is a transcript of the gene cpa6, whose product is annotated as carboxypeptidase A6. The transcript has 11 exons. Gene Ontology annotation, molecular function: metallocarboxypeptidase activity; zinc ion binding. Bases 282 to 1598 code for a protein of 438 amino acids. The record is from RefSeq and is a predicted model, not a curated record. NCBI's taxonomy places the organism in Eukaryota, Metazoa, Chordata, Actinopteri, Acipenseriformes, Polyodontidae. Gene Ontology annotation, biological process: proteolysis.
UGCUCCUGCACAUUUUAAAAGCAAGACAUUCUCCCUUCUCAAAUCGUAAGUUUGGGAUGCUGCCAAACACAUCACUGAUGUUUACAGACACAUUUACGCUCAUACCUAAUCAGUCUCUCUGGAGCGCAGCAGCAGCAGCAGCAGCAGCACUCAAUCGCAACUAAGGAGAGUUCCUGGACUGGUUGUUGGUACUGUUGGUACUAUUAGUUGACUAAAAAGAGUGACAUCAAUAAUAACCCACGGUUGUGCUGCUCUUUUCGUUAUUGAUCAGUAGCUACAGUAUGGGAAACACCGCCAGAAAUGCAACGCAGAUUGCUGCGCUCAUGAUCACCGGGAUAAUUCUGAGCAGUUUGCAAACUCCCAUCAGAUCCUACCUCUACAAUAAUCGCUAUGCUGGAGAUCAAGUUUUUAGGGUAAUUCCACACAGUGAUGGGGAGGUAGAAAUCCUAAAGAGCCUCUAUGAACAGCUGGAGGUGGACCUAUGGCAGCCCAACAGUGUGUCUAUCAUCACAGAGGGUGCAGCUGUGGAUCUCCACAUAGACAGGAACAGCUCUGGAAUAUUCCGGUCUCACCUUCAGCAAGCUAAGAUUCCUUACAAGGUUCUUAUCUCCAACCUGCAGAAGGAAAUUGAAAAACAAAGUGGAUCUAGGUCUUCCCGAAAGCGAAGAUCUGAAUCAGAAUACGAUUAUGAAGUCUAUCACUCAUUAGAGGAGAUACAAAUCUGGAUGCAUGAAAUUAACAGAACACACCCACACUUUGUCGAUAUGUUUUCAGUCGGCCAGUCAUUCGAAGGAAGACCCCUUUAUGUUCUCCAGCUAGGAAAGAAAUCUCGCCGUGACAAGAAAGCAGUGUGGAUUGACUGUGGAGUCCAUGCCAGAGAAUGGAUUGGGCCAGCAUUUUGUCAGUGGUUUGUCAAAGAAGCAUUACACUCAUAUCAUAGUGACCCUGUGACAAGGAGACUGAUGAAUCAACUAUAUUUCUAUAUUAUGCCUGUAUUUAAUGUUGAUGGGUAUCAUUUUAGCUGGACAAAGGAUCGAUUCUGGAGAAAAACUCGCUCCAAAAACGCAAAAUUUCACUGUCGCGGUGUGGAUGCCAACCGAAACUGGAAAGUGAAAUGGUGUGAGGAAGGUGCCUCCUCACAUCCCUGUGAUGAAACUUACUGCGGGCCUUUUCCAGAGUCUGAGCCUGAAGUGAAAGCCGUCGCCAACUUCCUGCGUAAGCAGAGAAAACGGGUCAAAGCCUACAUUUCCAUUCACGCCUAUGCUCAAAUGCUGCUCUACCCUUACUCCUACAAAUAUGCUACCAUUCCUAACUUCAACUGUGUUGAAUUGGCUGCACACAAUGCUGUUCUCGCUCUGUACUCUGCCUAUGGGGUGAGAUAUAGAUACGGCCCAGCUUCAACUACUUUAUAUGUGAGUUCUGGAAGCUCUAUGGACUGGGCUUACAAAAAUGGCAUUCCCUAUGCAUUUGCAUUUGAGCUGCGUGAUACUGGCUAUUUUGGUUUUUUGCUCCCUGAAACCCUGAUUAACCCAACAUGUACGGAGACCACACGGGCAGUCAAAACAAUCUCCACCAGCUUACUAAAGAAGUGCUCCUGAAAACUGUUUUGUGUUGCAAAACCCUUGAAUAUACCCAAGAAUAUGCUAAGAUCUUUCACGUUUUUACUGAACACAAUUCAAAUGUCAAAACGAAACAUUUUUGAAACCGUGAGACAAUUGUAAGAGGGAAUGUAACCUAUUCUUUUUUUUAUAUAUAAAUGUGUACAGUCACACAGAUUCCUUAGGUGUUUAGAGUGACAUAAAUCAUCCUACUAUACGUUCUCUUCAGCUGUUUAAAAUAUACAAACAAACAACCGAAAAAACAGGAAAGCAGCAAACAUUGUAAAAGUUGCAAGAAAUCUAUAAGGGCUUCAUAACAAGAGGGAGACACUGGGUGAUCUUCUUUAUAAGAGGCUCAAGAAAGGGGGCAGGUUUCAAAUACGUGCUUCUGAUAAAUGAGUAGGGAAACACGUUUGUCACAUCAUUUCAGUUUGAAUUAACCAGAAGAUUUUCAUUGGUCUGUUUAAGUGGUUAAUAUAAUAAAGCUUAGCACUUUUGUAUCAUUCCCAUAGUGUUUUUGUUGAUCUAACACACAUGUCAUUUGAUAAAUCCUCCUCUAAUGUACAUGUAUUUGAAUGCAACUUGAACCAGGUUGGACAUACAAUACAUUCUGUCUGAGGAAACCUGUCGGACACACAGUCACUUCAAAAAUCAUAAUCCUGUGGAACUUCCUUUAAUAAUUGGAAGCAAUGUCUUUGUUGCUUUAGUGUGCAAUGCUUAAUAUAUUGUAUUGUACCCAUGCAUUCAUAUUGUCUAAUUUUUUUUUUCCAAAGGUGAAAUAGUUAAUUCAUCCAUGCCACAAAAUAUCCCAAAAGACUUUCUGAAAACUUUGUGCGUUCUGUAUUACCUUCAUUGCUGUUUGUUAUGCUUUAUAGCAUGUACGUAUUACAGUCUUACAGUCCUUUAAAUCAUUAUCAAUUAUUAUUUUGCAAUAACAAGACAAUUGUAAUAUGCAAGAUUCUGAUAUUUUUCUCCUUGGUAGCAAAACUUGUUUACACACGUCAGAAAGUCUAAUCUCAUUCCUUGCAGCAUCACCAGUUAAGUAUAACAUCUCAACAAGUUGUGUUUUAAUGAUUUUCAUAUCCUGUUGACGAGCACCAUUGCUAUGGGGAUUAACAUAAAACCCACAGAGAUUUUGUGCUUUUGUUUUCAGCAUAUCAGCAGCAAUCAAAGUACAAAUAACAAUGAUCAGGUCAAUGGGAAGACAGAACAGUACAUAACAAAAAAAAAGGCUGCCAAUGUUAAGGCAUCUAGCUUGUCAUUUAUGUAUGCUAACCCUGCCCAGUUUGUCUGUAUUUCAUACUGUAUUUGUAGCUUCUCAAACGCAACAUUUUAAAAGGUAUGUUCACAAUAUAUAUAGCUUCAUUUUAAAUGGCUAUGGGACAUAAUAUGUGUAAUAAAAAUGUUUAAAAGGGGUGCUUACAAUUCAGGAAAAAAAAAUGUUUACAACCUCAAAUUGGAGGUACCAGAUUUUUGAUACUCUAAUCUGUAUGUACUUUAAAAAUGUAGGUGUAAAUGAAUUGUCGCUUCAAUUAAUCUUUUUUUUUUUGUUA